AUGCAAAAAAAAGACAGUCUGGAGACCUCGUCUCCUGUCUCUGGUUCUUGCUUCAAGAGUGUUUGGACGGAACAGACCCAGGAAUCUCCCAGCUCCCCUCGCGCUAGAUCUUCGUCCUUCUGCAGCCCGCCAGCCCCUGGGACCACCCGACCCCCGCUUUCGAGACCAUCCGCCCCUGGCCUCCGAGACCAAACAGCUCCGGGACCAGCCGCCUCCUCCCGUUGCUGUCGCCAAAACUUCUCCUCCGAGGCCGAGGCCGCGGUCAACCGCCUGGCCAACCUCUACCUGCUGGCCUCCUACUCCUACCUGUCCCUGGGUUUCUGUCUCGACGGGGACGAUGUCGCUCUGCCGAGGGUGUCGCAUUUUUUCCGUGACCCGGCGAAGAACAAACGCGAGGGCGCCGAGCGCCUUAUGCGGCUCCAGAACCAACGUGGGGGCCGGGUCCUCCUCCAGGCUGUGCAGAAACCUGCCCAGGACGAGUGGGCCCGCAGCUUGGAUGCCAUGGAGGCUGCCCUGAGCCCGGAGAAGCAGGCCCUCCUGAAGCUGCACACCCUGGGCUCCAGCCAAGGGGAUCCACACCUCUGUGACUUCCUGGAGAGCCGCUACCUGGGCGAGGAGGUGAGGCUGCUGAAGAGCCUGGGCGACCACCUGACCACCCUGCAUCACGUGCAGGCCGACCCCCAGCCGGGGCUGGGAGAAUACCGAGCCUGA
This is a messenger RNA of Dromiciops gliroides (monito del monte), 711 nucleotides long. RefSeq names its product ferritin light chain-like. Lineage: Eukaryota; Metazoa; Chordata; Mammalia; Microbiotheria; Microbiotheriidae. Gene Ontology annotation, cellular component: cytoplasm. The transcript has a single exon. Gene Ontology annotation, molecular function: ferrous iron binding; ferric iron binding. Gene Ontology annotation, biological process: intracellular iron ion homeostasis; iron ion transport. Bases 1 to 711 code for a protein of 236 amino acids. The record is from RefSeq and is a predicted model, not a curated record.